Suillus plorans is the source of this 741-nucleotide messenger RNA. RefSeq lists its product as uncharacterized. NCBI's taxonomy places the organism in Eukaryota, Fungi, Basidiomycota, Agaricomycetes, Boletales, Suillaceae. The coding region runs from base 243 to 578 and encodes 111 amino acids. The transcript has 4 exons. The record is from RefSeq and is a predicted model, not a curated record.
GUCUUCGUGUUAUUCAAUGCAGAAGUUUUGUUAGAUAAUAGUAGGUGCAUCUAGCCCUCAGUGCCACUCUUGCAACCUCAAUAAUUUAGUGAGAAUGACGUUCACAGUUCUGCCCGUGGUCUGUGAAGAGUAUUGAUUCUCUUCGCUCAAGUACCGAACCCUAGGCUUGCUGCCUCAAGGUUACGUGUGCGUUAAGGCGAAAUUGCGACGGCCCCAGUAAUUUCAGCCUAUAAAAUACUUGUAUGUUAUGGCUUUACAUCCAAUUCACUGCAACAAGUUCCUUAAUGUUCACUUCCCGCUUCGCUAUCCUUACGCUGCUCACCUUCCUCGCUGGUGCCAACGCAGGAUGUGCAACAUGCAAUCGCACCUUGGAAGUCGGUACGACAAACUACCGGUUAGUCAACAGCACCCUGCAGUCCGCCAAGGGGUACAUUUGCACCUACGAGGAUGACGCGGGUGAUGUGGCCACCUGCGAAUACUAUGUGAACGGCGGCUAUUAUAUGGAUGGGGGCAACUUGUGUCAGCAUGCGUCAUCGUUAUGUGAAGUGCUUAGUGCGCGGGGACUAACGAGAGAGUAAUACUGGCAGCUAUAUGUUGGAGUCUGCCUGAUAUAUGAUACCCUUUUUUCGGUUGUAGUAUGAUAUUGUAGUAUUUGAAUAGUUUAGAGUGACUGUCAUCGGGAAGGGUUAUUGAUGCUAAACAGAUCCAGAAUCUCCAAGGGAGCUCCCCUGAUUCAACGUG